Messenger RNA from Caenorhabditis remanei, 360 nucleotides. RefSeq lists its product as uncharacterized. Bases 1 to 360 code for a protein of 119 amino acids. NCBI's taxonomy places the organism in Eukaryota, Metazoa, Nematoda, Chromadorea, Rhabditida, Rhabditidae. The transcript has 2 exons. The record is from RefSeq and is a predicted model, not a curated record.
AUGCGAAGGUUCUACGACCGACGCGGAAGUUGCCAAAAAAACCUGAAAGAUAUUCGCCAUCGUGCUGUUAGUGGAUCGAAGUAUGGAUCCCUGGACUAUAAUCGCCCUCGUGCUGAAAUCGAGGAUCAACGGAUGGAUCCCCGGAAACAUUCGACAUCGUGCUGUUUUAGUGGAUCGACAGAAGGAUCCCUGGAAAAUCACGUCUCAGUGAGGAACCCUGGAAACUACGCUUCUGGAAACGAAGCAGUAAAGUCUGAAAACAUGAUAGUUGGCUCUAACGCCGUCUCGAUCCCACUUGGCUUGACAAGCAACGUGGAAGACGUCACAAUGGUCGGUACAACAUCUACUCAACCGACAUGA